UUCAAAAAAAACAAGGAAUUGGUAUGGAAACCAUUUUGAGUUUCUCACCGUCAGCGUCAGCGAUUCUCCUCCCGCCCUUCUAACCUGCCGAUUGCUCCAUCUCAACAUCAACAACAAAACCUCCAUCAACAUCUUCAGUUAUGUCUCCAAUAGAAGAGAGUGUUACUAGUUCGUUUGCUUCAAAAGAACCCCAAGAUGAUAGUAAACCACUAUGGAGAUUUGUCACUGUGGUGCAGAAUAAUGAUUCUGCAGGUGGAAACAAGCUUUGGAGGUGCAACUUUUGUCAAAAAGAGGUGAGGAGUUCAUACUCUAGAGUGAGAUUUCACUUAUUGAAAAUUGCUGGUGAAGGAGUUCACGUAUGUCCUAAGGUUACUGAUAUAUUGUUGACUGAUUUGAAUAGAAUAUGUGGAGAGGCUGAGAAUAGAUUAAAGCCAAAACAUGUUCCAUUGCCUUCCUCUAAACCAUCUCAAAUCCCACCAGUAGUGCCACAAAAGAGAAGAAAGAGUAUUAUAGAAAAUGCCUUUAAUGUUGAUGAUAGGAAUCAGCUUAGAGAAACUAUAGCAAGGAUGUUUUAUUCUGGUGGCUUAUCUUUCCAUCUUGCUAGAAAUCCUUACUAUGUUAGUUCUUAUUCUUUUGCUGCUAAUCACAACCUCAGUGGCUUCCUUCCUCCUAGUUAUAAUGCUCUAAGAACCACUCUUUUGAAGCAAGAGAGAGCUAAUAUUGAAAGGUUGCUUCAACCUAUAAAAUCUUUGUGGGCAUUGAAGGGAGUUACAUUGGUUUCUGAUGGUUGGACUGAUGUGCAAAGGAGGCCUUUGAUAAAUUUCAUUGGCAUUUGUGAAGGAGGACCUAUAUUUUUAAAAGCUGUAGAUGGCUCCAAUGAAUAUAAAGACAAACAUUAUAUGGCCAGCAUAUUUAUAGAUGUUAUCAAGGAGGUAGGGCCACAAAAUGUUGUGCAAAUCAUAACUGAUAAUGCUCCUGUUUGCAAGGCUGCAGGAAUGUUAAUUGAAGCUGAAUUCAAUCAUAUAUUUUGGACACCUUGUGUGGUUCAUACAUUGAAUUUAGCUUUGAAAAAUAUUUGUGCAGCUAAGAACAUUGUUGGAAAUGAAAAUGUUUAUAAUGAAUGCAAUUGGAUCACUGAAGUGGUUGAUGAUGUAUCUUUUAUCAAGACUUUCAUUAUGACUCACUCUAUGGCAUUGGCUAUUUUUAAUGAAUUUUCUACUUUGAAAUUUCUUUCUAUUGGUGAGACGCGUUUUGCGUCAAUGAUAGUGAUGCUAAAAAGAAUCAAGCUGCUCAAAACCGCUUUGCAAAGGAUGGUUAUUAGUGAUCAGUGGAGUACUUACAAGGAAGAUAAUCAACCAAGAGCUGCACAUGUGAAGGAGCUUCUUUUAAAUGAUGUAUGGUGGGACAAAAUAGAUUACAUCCUUUCUUUCAUAAAUCCCAUAUAUGACAUGCUUCAAAUAUGUGACACUGAUGCUUCUACCCUUCAUAAAGUAUAUGAAAUGUGGGAUUCUAUGAUUGAAAAUGUAAGGGAAAUUAUUUAUAGGCAUGAGGGAAUAGAAACAACGGAAACGUCCAAUGUUUGCCCUUUUUAUGAUGUUGUUUAUACCAUACUCAAUUCUAGAUGGGGUAAGAGUUGUACUCCACUUCAUUGUUUGGCACAUUCAAUGAAUCCAAGGUAUUAUAGUGAUGUGUGGCUUAGGGAAGCUCCAAAUAGGAUUCCUCCUCAUCAAGAUUCAGAAGUUUCUAAUGAGAGGAACAAGUGUUUGAAAAGAUAUUUUCCAUCAUCUGUUGAGAGAAAUAAGGUGUAUGAAGAAUACGGCCGAUUUUCAUCUUGUAGUGGUCCUUUUGCUUCUUUUGACUCUAUUGAAGGUAGAAAUAAAAUGGAUCCAAAAAGGGCUGAAGAUUUGGUUUAUGUGCAUACUAAUCUUCGACUCUUGUCAAGUAACGAAGAAGGGUAUAAGAAAGGAGAGACAAAGUUGUGGGACAUUAGUGGAGAUGCGCAUGACCCGCUUGAUGGUGUUGGAAUUGAAUUAGCUGAGUUAUCUUUAGAUGAACCGGAGUUGGAGGUUACAAUGUUCUUUGAUGAUGGAAAUGGAGGAGAGGAGACUGAUACAAUCCGUGUUUCUUCUUAA
This is a messenger RNA of Vicia villosa (hairy vetch), 2132 nucleotides long. RefSeq lists its product as uncharacterized. The record is from RefSeq and is a predicted model, not a curated record. NCBI's taxonomy places the organism in Eukaryota, Viridiplantae, Streptophyta, Magnoliopsida, Fabales, Fabaceae. The coding region runs from base 141 to 2132 and encodes 663 amino acids. The transcript is spliced from 4 exons.